Messenger RNA from Strigops habroptila (Kakapo), 1744 nucleotides. RefSeq names its product BTB domain containing 19 (gene BTBD19). Bases 17 to 922 code for a protein of 301 amino acids. Lineage: Eukaryota; Metazoa; Chordata; Aves; Psittaciformes; Psittacidae. Gene Ontology annotation, molecular function: protein binding. The transcript has 8 exons. The record is from RefSeq and is a predicted model, not a curated record.
CUCCCCAAGGCAGCCCAUGGCCGGACCCUGCUCCGCGCGGUUGCUGCAGGGCGAAGCGGCCGCCUUCACCGCUGCCCUCCGCACCCUGGUCAACAACCCCCAGUUCAGUGACGUGACAUUCGUGGUGGGCCGGGAGCAGCAGAAGGUGUUUGCGCACCGCUGCGUGCUGGCGUGCCGCUGCCAGGCUUUCCAGGGGUUGCUCAGCCAGGGGCCAGCGGGCAGCGAGGACUCCCUCAGCAGCAUCCCACCCCAGGGACCCUUCAUCCUGGGCAACGUGCAGCCUGAGGUCUUCCUGGCUGUCAUCGAGUUCCUCUACACCAACAGCGUCACCCUCAACAGCCACAUUGCGCUGGAGGUGCUGACCUCAUCGGUGGAGUAUGGUCUUCAGGACCUGUGCAAGCUCUGCAUUAAGUUCAUCAAGGACACGCUGAGUGUGGAGCAGGUCUGCGAGGCUCUGCAGGCUGCAGUGACCUAUGGGCAGACAGACCUCCAGCAGCACUGCCUGGCCUUCAUCGAGGGCUGCACUGCGGCGGUGGUGCGGACACAGGGCUUCCACGAGCUCUCUGAUGUGGUGCUGGCGCGGGUGCUGCGCAGUGACCGCCUGGCCGUGGACGAGCUGGACCUGGUGCAGGCUGUGCGGGAGUGGGCACACGUCAGCUCGGCUGUCCUGGAGCGCCCCGUGUCCGAGGUGGCCGCCCUGCCCGUGCAGGAGCUGCGCCUGCCCUUGCUGGCACCCAGUGAGCUGGCAACGCUGGAGAGCCAAAACCAGCGGGAUCUGCUCAUCCCGGCAGAGAGCAUCGCGGCAGCCUGGCGGUCCCAUGCCCUGAAGAAGGGUAGUGGGGUGCCCUCGCACCUCUGCCGGCCCCGGCGUGGCACACGGCUCCGUGACCACCACCGUCACCUGGACCCACACACCAAGUAGGGGCCCGGGCAGCGGCAGUGCCCCCCAGUGCAGUGGGGCAGGCUGUGGGGCUGGGCACUGCCGGGGCUGCCAUCGUGGCCAACCAAGAGCAUCACUAAAGCACUUUGCCCCAUGCCAUGGUUCCAGGGACAGGGCAGGAUUCCUGUUUCACCUCAAGAAGUGGUGCUGAGAGGGUUGGAGCCGAGCCGUGGGGUGGGUGUGAGGACCCCCAGACAGCCUAGUAACCCAGGGGUGGGGAUGCUGCAGGAACGGGUCGCUUGUGGGAUGGGGACACAGGGUGAGCCCCCCUUCCCCAGCCCCACUGCUGCCCGGUGCUGGGCCCUUCCCCGGGGCCGUGCUGCCCCCCCACGGUGGCGGGGCUGUGCUGCAGCGAGCAGCGAGCACCGGGGCAGGGACACAACGUCCCCUCCAUGCACCGGUGGGGAAGGGACUGAGUGGGAUGGGGGACCUGUGGCUUAAGAGUGAGGGGAGACCCCGGCAUCUCUGCACCCACCCAGCACCAACACCAGUGACCCCCACCCAAGUCCUGCCAGCAUCCCCAGCUCCUCAUAGCCUUGGGGACACACACACCACAUUGCCAGCCCCCCAUGUGCCACACCCCCCCCCCCCUCCACAGCCUGCACCCCCCUUGCUUGUGCACACACAGCUGGAUCUGUCUCAAGCAUCCCCCCCUUCCCCCAGCUAUGCCCCCCAGGAUAAAGGGCAGGACGCAGCAGGUAAUUUAUAUAUAAUAUAUAUAUUUACUCUUUAAAAAUAAACCUUCAGUCCCCACUACCGCCUGUACAAACUACAAAAAUAAACCUUUGCUCUCUUUGAUAUAAA